AGAUGUGCUUAAGCUUGCGUCACACAUCUGCAGACCUCAAAUGUUGCAGCGAGAGGAGCAGAGCAGAGAAAGACUAGUGGGGAAAAGUUUGCAAAAGGAUCAGGACUAACCUGGACAGCCCUGUAGACUGAUUUUAUGUGUCCGAAAAGUCCUUUCUGCACUUUUUGAUCUUUCGCAACCAUUGUAUUUCACUGUUGGUAUACAUAUUCGAGAUCGAAAAGGACUUUAACAAUCAUGGAACUGCUUUGUCUCGAGAUGGACACCAUUGUAAGAGCCCGUCCUGACCCGAAUCUUCUAUAUGAUGACAGGGUACUACAGAGCUUGUUGACCAUCGAAGAGAGGUUUCUUCCCCAGUGUUCAUAUUUUAAAUGCGUUCAGAAAGACAUUCAGCCCUUUAUGCGGAGGAUGGUGGCAACUUGGAUGUUGGAGGUCUGCGAGGAACAGAAAUGCGAGGAAGAAGUUUUUCCACUGGCUAUGAACUACUUGGACCGAUUUUUAGCGGUGGUACCAACAAGAAAAUGUAACUUGCAGUUGCUCGGAGCAGUGUGCAUGUUUCUUGCGUCUAAAUUGAAAGAGACGCGUCCAUUAACUGCAGAGAAGCUGUGCAUCUACACUGAUAACUCAAUCAGACCGCAGGAACUGCUGGAAUGGGAGCUGGUUGUCCUGGGCAAAUUGAAGUGGAACCUGGCUGCUGUCACUCCCAAUGACUUUAUUGAACACAUUAUGAGGAAACUUCCGCUGCCUGAGGAUAAGCUGGACCUGAUCCGUAAACAUGUGCAAACUUUCAUCGCCCUUUGUGCAACAGAUUUCAACUUUGCCAUGUACCCUCCAUCCAUGAUUGCAACGGGCAGCGUGGCAGCGGCUAUCUGUGGCCUGCAGCUCAACAGCACUAACCGCUCACUGUGGGGAGACAACCUUACAGAGUUGCUCGCCAAGAUCACAAACACAGAAGUUGACGUGUUAAAGGCGUGCCAGGAGCAGAUUGAGAGAGUGUUGAUGAAUAACCUGAGGGAGGGUCGCCGGCAGCAGCAGAAACAGCAGCAGCAGGAACAGGGUGGCCCUCGCAGCAAAGCACUUGAUGACCAGGACCAGUCCAGCACCCCAACCGAUGUACGAGACAUCAACUUGUGAGCUUGCUGCAGGAACGCUGUGAUCAGUCUUCAAGAAAAAAAAAAAACAACAAAAAACAAAAAUGACAAAAAAACAAACAACCCCAACAAAAAGUGCUUGCUAGUCUUUGUAGAGUUUUAUCUUCAUUUUCCAGUAAAAAAAAAUACUCCCGUAAAUGACAAAAAAAGAAAAAAAAUACGAAGCUAUUUUAGAUACAAAAAAAUAGAUAUUUUUAAAAUGAUUUGAUAAUGAUGCAAAAAGCUCUACGGUGCCUCAGACUCUUAGAAGGGAAGCGUGUAGUAUUUUGCAAACUCUUUUGAUUGUGUAAACAUAAUAAUAUGAUAUUUAAUGCAAAAGUGAUAGCGUUAAGGGCUUUUCAAAAUAGAGAGUCUACUGUAUCAGACUAGCUUGAAAGGGUACAAAAAGUGGGGCUAUGUUUUUUUCCUGUUUUGUUGUGAUUUUUUUUUUUUUUUUUUUUUUUUUUUGGUUCAUUUUGGAAUGCCUGAACUUGAACACACAUUGAGGUGCCAUGAGUCUGAAUGAACGCACCCAUUCACUUGGCUGUGUACUAAGAGUGCAUUAGGACCAGAAAGGGGGAUUAAAAAGGAGUGGUGAGACACAAGUCUUAUGCUAAGAACGCAGGGCUCUUUUGCUAGGGCAACAGGGGCUUAUAUCAUGAUAACAGACUAUUAAUAUUAUUUUAAUAUGAUGAUGAUGAUUAUUAUUAUUCCUGUUAAACAAGCAAGUUAUUGUCUCCCAAUGAUAAAGUUACAGAUACUUCAAAUAAGCUUUUGUCAAGCUGCUUGUGUGCAUGCAUUUAUGUGUGGUGUAUGUUGGCUCAUGUGCAAGCGUGUACAAGUUACCCUAUAUCAGGCACUCUUGUGUGAGUCAUGUGGGCUUUGUUUAAUCAUCUAUCUGCAAGAGUUUGGUCAUAGAGACGGAUUCAAUGGUAGGCACAUGGUCUGGACAGGGAUAGCAAAUGAUUCCACGAUGCUUUGAGGGCCUCCUGUAUCAGUGCCUUAUAUUAAAUGCUUUUAUUUACUGGCCUGGAAACUGCUUGAGGGCUGAGCCCAACCCAGUGCACAGAACAAGAGGAGGCAAGAAAAGGGAGCGGACAGAGACGGCUACGUUCCCUCAUUUCUUCUAAAGUCAAGAGUUUAAAAUUUGUGGGUAAGGUCGUGCUUUGGGGCAGCUUCCCACUAAAUAUUACAGUUGUAUUGUGUACAGUUUAUUACGUUAUUACGUAUUUUGUUGUGAGCGUGUUGAAGGAGCCUUAGGCUGAUUUGUGUUUGGUCCCACCAGGGACUGAGAGAAGAGUCAAGGAGUUGCAAAUUUUGCAAAUUCAAUUAGCAGUAAAGGAAUGUGUAGGCAAGAAUGAUCGAGGAUGAUGACGAUGAAGCUUGGUUAGUUUGAGGUGUAAAGCAUGCUGCUGAGAUGAGGAUGCUGAGUUAGGAGAAGCAGGAAAGGAGGCCAAAGGAGAAACAACAGCUAUUAUGGUUUCCAUAAAUCACCUGAUAUUUAAGAUCUUUAAUCUAUUUGUCUGUUUAUUUGUUUGUCCUUUAGUUUUUAUGUCUCAUGUUUGAAUUACAGACCAGUAUCUAAACCAGUUUCAUUGAUACUGCCAGCUCAUAACUGGGGAAAGGUUACUCCAUCGGUGUCAGUUUAGAGAGCAUAUUUUAACAAAUGGUUAUGAUUAAGGGGUCUUUUUUUUCCUUUUUCUUUUUUUGGGCUGGUUUCCCAUGUUUAGAUCAUGGCGUGUUCGGUUCAUUAUAGCGUUAAUGCAUUGGAAACCAAUGUAUGACAAAAGCAACAAAAUAAUAGUAACCAAAAAACAGACAACAAAAAGAUAGAAAACCGAUCAAAAUGAAAAAAAAAAAAAUGUUUGUUGGUUUGCACGCUCCAAGGGCAGUUUUCUUGAAAUUUGAAAAGUUGAAUUUGUGCAACUGCACCAUUGCAGAAAAAAAGUUAUAUAUAGUGCCUUGAGUCUAAUGUAGACUUUCACCCUGUUUUGCUGAGCUUAAGCAUAAUAUCCACUACCCAGCCAUCCAAAAUAUGCUGCUUCCAAAGGUUGAACUGGCAUGGGAUUUGAAAACUUCCAAAAGUCAUUACAGUGUCCAAAAACAGGGUGCAUCAGUAGCACAAAACGCCUUUCAUAUGCUGAAUUCUCAUAGCUUACCUUGAAAAGGGGCAGUCGAGCUUAGGUUUGUGUCCGUCUACACGUGCGUGUGUUUGUGUGCAUGUCUUUCUGUGUGUAAAGGAGGCGUAUAUACGUUUCCUUUGACCAGAAACAAUUCUUAGUGAUGCUUGAGUUUCACAAGUCACAUUUCCUCCAUCCUCACACCAAAACCCCUGUCAAUCUUAUUGUAUUAAGUUAAUCUGUCUUAUUAUUUUCCCAGCUCUGCUCUGAAAAUGAAUUAAAGUACUGUUAACAGAUUGUAUGGUUAGCUAUGUCGUUUGAGUUUGAAUAUGGACUGAAGUUACGUUCAUUAAGGGGUGUGAUACUGUAUCCAAAGUGAUGAGAGAUGGAAAGGGUGUGAAGACAUAAAUCAAGUGUCAAUAUUGUUAUUGAGUUAUUAUUGUUUUUUUCCGCUGCUAAAAAGCUAUGAUUUUUUUGUUUGUUUGUUUCAUCUUAUACACAAAAAUAACAUUACAUAGUUGUGAUGUCACAUCAGUGUGCUGCUAUUUUAUAAACAAUUGUAUUAUAAUUAUUUUACUGCUUACAGAAUACUUUGAGAAUACAGAAGUAGAGGGUAAAAGAAGAACAUGAAAUGAGUAUUUGACUGGAAAUGCUCUUUGUACAGUGUGCUUUUAUAAAGGCAUGUUUCUUUACCUUUUAGUCUUUUUUCCUCCUCUUCUUUCUCUGUCACAUUCUGUAAGUACGGUAUCUCUAUACCUCAGGUUUACUGGACAUAAAAGACUUUUCCAUUACCUCACACAACUCACAACAGUUUUUUUGGGAACCUGGAAAGGACAGCACAUAGAAGAGGUUAUGAUAUUUCUGCUGUGUCUGAUGUAGUAAAUACAGUGGAAUUUGAUGUAGAUGAAUAGAAAGCUUACAAGGCUCCCACCUGGACAUCAAAAAUAGUGGAUGGAGGAGGUGACGAACAAUUAACAAUGGCUUAUGUGCUCAGCCCAUAUCAGUGGAUAUAAACCUGGUAUCAAUAAAGCAACAACAAUGAGAAAAGGCCUCCUCCCUCCACUAUGACCAUAUCAUGUACCUCAGUUAUGUCUGUUGCACAACCUCUGUUCAAUAAAUAUCUGCUUUAAAGAGUGUGGUGCUAUGUUGGUCCUAUGUUAUUCUUCCCUUUUAUUGGCAAUGUUAAUGGUGAAAAUAACAAUGGGAAUCUAUCCAGUAUGUUAUAACCUGGUAGAGAAUGACUGUAUAGAUUGAGUGUCGAUAAUCUGACACAGACUGGGUUAAAAUUAUACAUUUCAUAAAUGAAACAGGUUGAUCUUUUUUGUUCAGCCAUGUUUCCUUACAUAAUUAUCCGCUAAAUGAUUAUAAUUAAGUUGGAAAUUGUUACAAUUGAUUUUUAAGAGAUGGAUUAUGAGGUAAAGUCAUUAGGGCUUGGCAACUCUGUGGAUAUUCUUUGGAUUUCUGUUGAACUCAAAUAAUUUGUCAUUGAGAGCAUGAAUGAAGUUAAAGGAGAGGACAUGCUGUAUGCUAAGGUCAAUAAACUUACCAUGAAAGAA
Messenger RNA from Ctenopharyngodon idella (grass carp), 4803 nucleotides. RefSeq names its product cyclin D2, a (gene ccnd2a). The record is from RefSeq and is a predicted model, not a curated record. Lineage: Eukaryota; Metazoa; Chordata; Actinopteri; Cypriniformes; Xenocyprididae. Gene Ontology annotation, cellular component: cyclin-dependent protein kinase holoenzyme complex; nucleus; cytoplasm. Gene Ontology annotation, molecular function: cyclin-dependent protein serine/threonine kinase regulator activity. Gene Ontology annotation, biological process: positive regulation of G1/S transition of mitotic cell cycle; mitotic cell cycle phase transition; regulation of cyclin-dependent protein serine/threonine kinase activity. The transcript has 5 exons. The coding region runs from base 235 to 1131 and encodes 298 amino acids.